UUUUACUGCCAAAAUCGUAACCUUCAAAUAGAGUUACGUAAAUGAACCUUGUUUCGCUUAGAAACCUUCGAUAUAAAUCGUGGAAUAAACUUCAUAUGUAAAAAUGAACCUUCAUUUUAUAUAACGAUGAUAACGCUUAGUCUAAUUACAAAUUUAGUAGCAUGGCGUUUCAGCACAAUUUGAUAUUAGUCAAUUACUUCAAUUUUAGCAUAUUGAAACAACUACCAAAACAAACAAUAUGGCAGCAGGUUCAUUAUGCAUCUACCCAACAAGCAGCACAACUCAAUUUGGAUUACUCCAAAGGUCCAAUAUCUGUCCUACAGCAAAGAAUCAAAGGUGGGGAAUUAUUACGUGAUGAACAACAAUCAAAGUUAUGUGAAGAAUUGGAAGAAGUCUAUCAGAAAAUCAAAACAUAUGAACCAGCACAAAAAGGCUUCUUUUCAAACCUGUUCAGUAAGAAGAAAGAUACCAAAUCCCCUGUAGGUCUCUACAUCUAUGGAGCAGUAGGUGGAGGAAAGACCAUGCUAAUGGAUAUCUUUUACAAUUGUGUUACCACAAACAAUAAAUCCAGAGUGCACUUUAAUGCUUUCAUGCUAGAUGUGCAUCAGAAAAUUCAUCAGACCAAAUCACAGGUCACAAAAGAUUACUCAGACAAAGGCUCAAAACCAUUUGAUCCCAUUCCUAUUGUUGCCAAGGAAAUCUGUGACAAAGGUUGGCUCAUUUGCUUUGAUGAGUUUCAAGUAACAGAUAUUGCUGAUGCAAUGAUUCUCAAACGUUUAUUCACGCAAUUAUUUGAUAAUGGUGCCGUUGUGGUAGCAACCAGUAAUCGACCACCGGACGAUCUUUAUAAAAACGGCCUACAGCGUUCCAACUUCCUGCCGUUUAUACCUGUACUUAAGAAGCACUGUAAGUCAAUCCAACUGGACUCUGGUGUUGAUUAUCGACUCAAAGGACAGGCAGGACAGACACAUUACUUUAUUCAAAACGAACAUGCUAAGGAUGAUCCUGUUGAUGAUAUAUUUAAAAUUUUAUGUUCCAAAGAGAACGAUGUCGUACGCCCGAAGACUUUUAACAUUCUAGAUCGUAAUGUUGAGUUUGCUAAGACUUGUGGGCAAGUACUAGAUACGACGUUUGAGGAAUUGUGUGACCGGCCGCUGGGCGCCAGCGAUUACUUACAUUUAACUCAAUUUUUCCACACGAUUAUCAUUCGUGAUUUACCACAAUUGUCUCUGAAGAAAAAAUCAGCAACCAGGCGUUUUAUAACACUCAUUGACGCCCUCUACGAUCAGAGAAUCAGAGUUGUUAUUAGUGCACAAGUCCCACUUCGGAGAUUAUUUGUCGCCGAACGUCCGGGGGCUGAUGAAGAGCCCAGCGACGAAACGCGUAUGUUAAUGGAUGAUUUGAAGAUAGGCAAACAUGAUGACAACCUGAAGGCCAAUGUUUUUACUGGAGACGAAGAGAUUUUCGCUUUUGAUCGCACAGUUUCGCGUUUAUCCGAAAUGCAAACGCAAGAGUACUGGGAAUCUCAGGAGCGUUAAAUUCAGUUGUAGCACCGUGGUAAAAUAUUUAUUUAUUUAAUAUUUAAGAGGAAAUUGAUGUUGUUGACUUAAUAGGAGUAAUUUAUCAUUCAGUAUUGAA
Molecule: messenger RNA, 1638 nt
Organism: Dalotia coriaria
Lineage: Eukaryota; Metazoa; Arthropoda; Insecta; Coleoptera; Staphylinidae
Product: putative ATPase N2B
Exons: 2
Coding region: 162-1538 (458 amino acids)
Cellular component (GO): cytoplasm; mitochondrion
Molecular function (GO): ATP hydrolysis activity; ATP binding
Source: RefSeq, a predicted model, not a curated record